GCCGGGGCUGCUCAGCCUCGGGAUGGGCUUCGCAACGGGAACGGCGCUGCCUUUCGGAAUGGGAUGGGGCACUCGCGGGAUCGCAGCAAGAGUAAGAGAAGUGGGUAGGGCAGCGGCAUCCUUAAAGGGCAGCGGAUUAGCUUGAAAGGGGCUGGGAUUUCUGGCGACCGAGGGGACUUUGAGGCAGGACUUCUCUUCCAGCUUGGUUCCUUCUUUAAUCCAGAGUCAUAAUGGGGGGUUAAUGUUCUCAGUGCAAGAACAGCUGUCAUUGGAGGAACCAGAGAGCACUAAAGAUAGGAACAAGUGACGGAAACUAAAUGGACAACAAAUGAUCAAUUCAGAGAACCAACUCUGUAGCAACUUGUUGUGCAUUUCCAUAUAAAAUAUGCUACCUAUAUAUACAACUAAAUACGCAACCUAACUUUAUAAAUAUGUAGCCUUCCAUCCCGUGAUUUUUAAGUUGUCAAGUUUAUAAUGUAGGGGUUUCUCUGAAUAUGAACAGUGCUAGCUUGCUCAUACUUUCCCUCCCAUGUAAACGCAGGACAGGUUCUGAAUGGCCUGAGCAUUUGCAUCUGUACAGAACUAAUGACCUUUUUAAAGAAAAGAAUAUAAUUGUUUGUAAGCAAUUUAUGUAGUGGCUUUCCUUUCUGAACAGCUGUUAAAUGACUUUACAUAGUUUGUGCUUCCAGUAGGUAUUUUUCUGCUAUGGAAUAUUUUACAUAAUUGUCUUUGACUUCUCUUAGGGUGCUUUGUUUGCUGUUUGUUGUAAGCCUCAGGUAAAGGAUGUCUCGUGUCCCUUUGGGCAAAGUUCUACUGCGAAAUGUCAUUCGUCACACAGAUGCACAUAACAAGAUUCAAGAGGAGUCAGAAAUGUGGAAAAUACGGGAGAUGGAAAAGCAGAGUGAAGAUGUCUAUUGGGGCAAGCAAAAGAGAGUGUUUCCUAAUAGUUCCAGCAGCCGAAUGCGUAGUGAUGGGUUUGAUGAAGAGAGCCAGCAAGCAAACUGGAAGGCAAGGAACUUGGCUCCUGUGUCUGUAACGAUGGAAGAUGACCUUCGGCAUGCCCGAUAUUGGAACAAGAAGCUCUAUGAAUGUGAAGCUAACAUGCCAGACAGGUGGGGUCACAGUGGAUACAAAGAGUUAUAUCCGGAAGAAUUUGAUACGGACAGUGACCAACAAGAGCAAGAGGAACAAAACUCUGUGAAUGGAAAAAGAAAAUCUCAUCCUGGCAAGCAGGCUUCUCUUGAGCUGUCCAAAAGGAAAAAAGCCAAAAAGUCACACAAGAAGAAGCGGAAAAAGAAAUCUCACAAGAAGCGGAAGAAGAAGAAACGGGAGCAGCUGAGCACAACGGCAGAGUCCUCCCAGGAGUCUGAAUGCUCAGAGGGAGUUGCUGGCAGGAGGAAGCGGAAACGUCAUAAAAAGGCCAAGAAGACAGCAGCAAGGACCCCUGUCUCUUCCUCAGGGCGAGACAGUAACUCCAGCAAGGCAAGCACUGGUGUCUCCAGUAGCUCUGAGGACAGUGAUCCGGAGGAGAAGCAGGAAAGGCAGCCGAAGAAGAAGAGAAGGAAACACCGUGUUCCUGCAUCAGAGAGAUGCAGUGAGAGGGUGCAGGAGAAGCGCAGCAAGAGGAAGAACUGGAAAGUGGCGGCUGAUGAGAAUUCAGAGGAUAGUUCUGAUGAGGACUAGCAAAAAGGGACCCACUGGUUCUGUUUGUGCUUUGGCUUAUCUUCAGCAAGAACAGAUCUUACCUCCAGCUGCUGCCCCCUUGGAACAAACAGGUGCCUGAAGUGGCUGUGUGAGAGCUCUUACAAAUGGGCCCUGCAAACCUUGGUAGCUUGCAAGGGACAUCUUUCCCUCCCAUGAUUAGAAACUCAGUGAAAAUCGAGAUUUCUCAGCCAGAGGGCCUGUUUGUCCACUCGAUUCUGGCUGGAUCACUGUAACAAUCUCAACUCUUAAAUCAAGAAGUGCUAGUCUUAGAGACAGCACAGAAGGGACCUUGGUGACACCAGGUCCACUUUUUAAAAACCUGACUAUUUUUAAUGGCCAGUGCAUACAUUUUUCUUGCAAUGAACAAUGAAGGGAAAAGGUUAGACACUGCCCAGGUUGCCGACUUCCAUGUGCUGCACACCAUUAUCGCUUGAGUGGUAAAGCAGGAGUUUGUGGACAAGGGAUGGCAGCAGAAACACGGGUCAGGCAAGGAGAGAGCAGCACGGAGUGUGUGGCCUACCUAGGUUCACGCAAGACCUACUGCAAUGUAGAACUAUCACACAGUUGUCAUUGUGAGCUUCAGCAUAAACUGUCUCUGCUUGUCCUCUUGGGACAGAGGGAGCUCAGAGCCGAGCCAGGCCUGCAGAAGUACAUCCCGUAAGUAACAGCUGUCAUUUUUCUGGGGAGCAAUGAACAUUUAAGGUGCUCCUUCCCGAGUUUUUGCCAUGCAGUUAAGGGUGUCUAUUACCAAGCAAAUGUUAGGACGUGAGUGACAGCAGGUGGGAUGAUGGAGCAGUAGUUCUCAGUGAACAGCACAGAAGCAGCCAGGACCUUUCUCUUGAGAUGCUUCGCCCGGAAAUUUAAACUAAGGACAUAGACCUGUACCGACAGAGUGUAACCCAUCAGGGAUGGGUUGGCUUUCAUGUAAAAUUAUUCCAAGCUCCCAAGUGACCAUGUUGACUUUGUGUCUGGAGGCAGCAGGAGAGGUGGAUUUGUUCAGAAGGCUGACUUAGCUCACCACAGCCCAAGGGCUGCGGAGGUAGCCUUUCCACCAUACACUCAGUCAUAACCUCCACUACCCCAAUUUCUUGCUUUUUAAUUCUCAGAGGUAUAUUCCUUCCAUGGAUCUAGUGUGGUUAAGUCUUCCUCAGAAGGGCUUGGUGCUCCAACACUGGGUUCUUCGCAUGCUCAACAAAUUGAAAUUCCAACUUCCUUGGAGGAAACUGACAAUCAGCUGUAAAACUGCUGUGUUUGCCAAAUAGAUAAUGUCCAUGCUUAAUUUACAGAAGAGGACUGUUGCAAGCGCCAGGCACUAACUCAGGAUAAUGGGCUGGUUAGAACAGAGGCUCACGCCUGCCCCCACUCCCAAUUCCUGGCUCGUCAGUUGUUUCCUAUUAAUGGUUCCACACCAUAUUCUUUAGCGCAAUAAUUUCCUGCAGGAGCGUUGCUUUUAUCAGCCUUUUGACCACUUUUUUCCCUCUUGGCCCAGAGAAACCAGUGUCUGGCAUCCCAUGCCUAUGGAACACGAUCCAGAGAUUAGAAUGCCAGACUUUUCUGUUCUGUGUUGUGGUACCAGCAUAUACAGUUUAUUUUUGAAAGUAAUUCUAAUAUGUUGAUAUAAAAAGCAAAGCAACAGACGUACUUUUUACAAAACGGAACUAUUUUUUAUAUGUGUAAAAUACUGGCAUGAGUCUGUUCAGAGAGUAUGUUGUAUGUUUACAACAAUAAACUGUUGAUUUCAGCCAUCAA
Molecule: messenger RNA, 3453 nt
Organism: Varanus komodoensis (Komodo dragon)
Lineage: Eukaryota; Metazoa; Chordata; Lepidosauria; Squamata; Varanidae
Gene: NKAPD1
Product: NKAP domain containing 1
Exons: 5
Coding region: 784-1683 (299 amino acids)
Source: RefSeq, a predicted model, not a curated record